Molecule: messenger RNA, 2393 nt
Organism: Morone saxatilis (striped sea-bass)
Lineage: Eukaryota; Metazoa; Chordata; Actinopteri; Moronidae
Exons: 1
Coding region: 1-2193 (730 amino acids)
Biological process (GO): DNA integration
Molecular function (GO): nucleic acid binding
Source: RefSeq, a predicted model, not a curated record
AUGACUGGGACUGGAUCCUUUCCCAUCAGACAAGCGAAGUGUCCUGGAAGCUGUGGAAAGCAGUUUCUCCUGGAAUUAGAAAAGCUACACAUCAAAAGAAGGUAUGUGCCUAUCCCUCUUGCCUCAUCUCAAAGUCGAGAGCUCUGUUUAUUCUCUGAUGCCUCCACUCAGGCUAUCGCCACAGUAGCCUACCUGCGUGUCACCAAUGAUGAAAACCAGUGCCACGUAGGAUUCGUUAUGGGCAAAGCAAAGUUGGCGCCGCAUCCAGCCCAUACGGUGCCACGUUUGGAGUUGUGUGCCGCUGUCCUGGCCGUUGAGAUGGCAGAUAUGAUCUGCAGUGAGAUGGACAUUAAGAUGCAUGCUGUGAGAUUUUUCACUGAUAGCAGGAUUGUUCUCGGGUACAUCCACAACACCUCCAGAAGAUUUCACGUGUAUGUUGCCAACCGAGUCAAUCGCAUCAGGAAAUCAAGUCAUCCACACCAGUGGCAGUAUGUUGCCACCGAACAGAAUCCGGCGGAUCACGCCACCAGACCCAAGUCUGUAGACAUCCUCAGGGCCUCUAACUGGUUCUCGGGUCCCGGAUUCCUGAAAAGCAGCCGUGAGCCUCCAGAAAGCAACAGCUUUGAUCUUGUGAAUCCAGAACUUGACGUGGAAGUCCGGCCUCAGGUUGCUGUCAACUACACAAAAGCUGCAGAAGGUCAGUUCAGCUCAACACGCUUCGAACGAUUUUCUGGCUGGAAGAGACUAUUACAAGCUAUCACAAAACUUAUUCAAGUAACAAGAACAUUUACCAAGACUCACAAAGUUGAUGCUGUCGAUGCACGAUGGCAAGCUAAAGCAGUCGUCAUUCGUUGUGUUCAGCAAGAAUCCUAUGGAGAAGAGUUAAACUGCUUGAGAGACGGGAUUCAGCUCUCAAAAAAGAGUCCGCUGAGAAAGUUAAAUCCUUUCAUCGACGAGGAUGGACUCCUUCGGAUUGGAGGACGCCUUACCAACGCUGACUUACCAAGAGAUGAGAGACAUCCUGUCAUACUGCCUAAAACGCACCACAUUGCAACUCUUAUAGUGAGACAUUACCACGAGGAAGUUUUCCAUCAAGGCCGUCACUUUACUGAAGGUGCUGUCCGGUCAGCAGGAGUGUGGAUAGUGGGAGGCAAACGGCUGGUGUCUAGUGUCAUCUACAACUGUGUGACCUGCAAAAAACUGAGAGGGAGGGUAAUGGAGCAGAAAAUGGCACCAUUACCAGCUGACAGACUCAGCUCAGAACCACCUUUUACCCACGUCGGACUGGACGUCUUCGGGCCAUGGAGCAUUGUCACUCGCCGCACUCGUGGAGGCAGCGCUGAAAGUAAGCGAUGGGCAGUGUUAUUCACAUGCAUGAGCACGAGAGCUACACACAUCGAAGUGUUAGAAUCUAUGUCCACUUCAAGUUUUAUAAACGCUUUACGACGUUUCUUUGCAAUCCGUGGACCAUCCAAACAGCUUCGCUCUGACAGAGGCACAAACUUUAUUGGAGCGUGCAAAGAGUUAAAAAUCAACACUGGUGAUCCAGAGUUGACAAGUUACCUUGACAAUCAGGGCUGCACGUGGACUUUCAACGCCCCCCAUUCAUCCCAUAUGGGAGGUUGUUGGGAGAGACUGAUAGGAGUAGCACGUCGGAUUCUAGAAGGGAUGUUGCUGCGGUCUGACACCAACCGCCUCACACACGAGGUGUUGACAACACUGAUGGCAGAAGUCAUGGCCAUUCUAAAUGCCAGGCCGUUGACUCCAGUGUCAACUGAUCCUGACAAUCCUACUAUAUUGACACCUGCAAUGAUUCUCACUCAAAAGACGACUCCAGUGACUGCUCCCCCAGGUGACUUUGUUCAUAAGGAUCUUCACAAAAAUCAGUGGAAACAAGUACAGUGUCUGGCAGAGAGCUUCUGGAAGCGAUGGAGACAGGAGUAUCUGGUGACUCUCCAGAAACAUCACAAGUGGAAUGAUGACAAGCCAAGCAUUCAAGUGGAUGAUGUAGUUCUGAUGAAAGACAGCCAGGCUAAACGGAACGACUGGCCAAUAGGACUCGUGGUAAAGACAUUGCCUAGCAAAGACAACAAAGUCCGCAAGGUUGAAGUUAAAGUUGUGAGACAAGGAACAACAAAAACCUACAUCAGACCCAUCUCAGAGCUCGUUUUUCUUAUGUCUAAGGACUCAUAAAGGGAUAGACAUUCUGAUAAGGAACACUAAUGUGCAUAAAGGGUGAUUGUAUAUUUGUUUCCUCAAAUAGUUUGGGUAAUCUUUGAGUAAUUAAGUUGUUUAUAGUGGUAUGUUAAUAUACCAGGCGAGGAGUGUUCCGCCCUUACGGUCUUUAAAUUAUAGGUUCCUAGGUCGGACUGUUUAAGGGACGGACCGGUUCG